Messenger RNA from Sclerotinia sclerotiorum 1980 UF-70, 1557 nucleotides. Its product is annotated as ATP synthase beta chain, mitochondrial. Gene Ontology annotation, biological process: proton motive force-driven mitochondrial ATP synthesis; proton transmembrane transport. The record is from RefSeq and is a predicted model, not a curated record. The coding region runs from base 1 to 1557 and encodes 518 amino acids. The transcript is spliced from 8 exons. Lineage: Eukaryota; Fungi; Ascomycota; Leotiomycetes; Helotiales; Sclerotiniaceae. Gene Ontology annotation, molecular function: proton-transporting ATP synthase activity, rotational mechanism; ATP hydrolysis activity; ATP binding.
AUGUUCAGGAGCGCCAUCCAAAACUCUGCCCUCCGGGCUUCCAGAAGCGCCUUCAGACCAGCUUUAUCGACUGGUUUAAGAGCAGCUUCUGCUAGAUUUGCGAGUGACAGUGCCAUACAUGGCAAGAUCCAUCAAGUCAUUGGUGCCGUCGUUGAUGUAAAAUUCGAUACCGAGAAGCUCCCACCCAUUCUCAACGCCCUCGAGACCGAUAACGGUGGUAACAAACUCAUCCUUGAGGUCGCACAACAUUUGGGAGAGAAUGUCGUCAGAACUAUUGCUAUGGAUGGUACCGAAGGUUUGGUCCGUGGUCACCGAGCAACCGAUACUGGAUCACCAAUCAUGGUACCAGUCGGUGCAGGAACCCUCGGUCGUAUCAUGAACGUUACUGGUGACCCAAUCGAUGAGCGUGGACCCAUCAAGACCGACAAGAGACUACCAAUCCACGCCGACGCCCCACCUUUCACUGAACAAUCUACCACUGCUGAAGUUUUGGUCACUGGUAUUAAGGUCGUCGAUUUGCUCGCUCCUUACGCUCGUGGUGGAAAGAUUGGUCUCUUCGGAGGAGCUGGUGUCGGAAAGACUGUGUUCAUUCAAGAGUUGAUCAACAACAUUGCCAAGGCACACGGUGGUUACUCUGUUUUCACUGGUGUAGGUGAACGUACACGUGAGGGUAACGAUUUGUACCACGAGAUGCAAGAGACAUCAGUCAUUCAACUUGACGGAGACUCCAAGGUCGCUUUGGUCUUCGGUCAAAUGAACGAGCCUCCCGGAGCCCGUGCCCGUGUUGCUCUUACCGGAUUGACAUUAGCUGAACAGUUCAGAGAAGAGGGACAAGAUGUUUUGCUCUUCAUUGAUAACAUUUUCAGAUUCACUCAAGCCGGUUCUGAGGUGUCUGCUCUUCUUGGUCGUAUCCCAUCUGCUGUAGGUUACCAACCUACUCUCGCCGUCGACAUGGGUUCUAUGCAAGAACGUAUCACAACCACCACAAAGGGUUCCAUUACCUCCGUUCAGGCUGUUUACGUACCAGCCGAUGAUUUGACUGAUCCUGCCCCUGCUACCACCUUCGCCCAUUUGGACGCCACCACUGUCUUGUCCCGUGGUAUCUCUGAGUUAGGUAUUUACCCAGCUGUCGAUCCCCUUGACUCUAAAUCCCGUAUGUUGGAUCCCCGUGUUGUAGGACAAGAUCACUACGAUACCGCCACCCGUGUUCAACAAAUGUUGCAAGAGUACAAAUCCCUCCAAGAUAUCAUUGCCAUUCUCGGUAUGGAUGAAUUAUCAGAAGCUGAUAAGUUGACUGUCGAGCGUGCCCGUAAAUUGCAAAGAUUCUUGUCUCAACCAUUCACUGUCGCACACGUUUUCACCGGUAUUGAGGGUGUUCUCGUUGACUUGAAGAACACAAUCUCCAGUUUCAAGGCUAUCAUGAACGGAGAGGGUGAUGAUUUACCAGAAGGUGCUUUCUAUAUGGUCGGUGACUUUGCAUCAGCACGAGCAAAGGGAGAGAAGAUUCUUGCAGAAUUAUGGAUGAGAGACGAAGAUGAUGAAAAAGGGAAGGGGUAG